Leptopilina heterotoma is the source of this 1036-nucleotide messenger RNA. Its product is annotated as ATP synthase subunit C lysine N-methyltransferase. The coding region runs from base 330 to 920 and encodes 196 amino acids. Gene Ontology annotation, biological process: positive regulation of proton-transporting ATP synthase activity, rotational mechanism; regulation of mitochondrial ATP synthesis coupled proton transport; peptidyl-lysine trimethylation. Gene Ontology annotation, molecular function: protein-lysine N-methyltransferase activity. Gene Ontology annotation, cellular component: mitochondrion. The record is from RefSeq and is a predicted model, not a curated record. The transcript has 2 exons. Lineage: Eukaryota; Metazoa; Arthropoda; Insecta; Hymenoptera; Figitidae.
CUCAUGUAUACUAUCGACAACCUUGCUUUCGACAGCAAACAAAGAACUUGAAAAAAAUAAAAAUAGAUCAACGAAAAACUGGAUUUAAACGGGAAAAAAGAGAGGCGAGAGGGAGAUAUCGCGAGGAUCGGAGGAUUGCGACCUUGAGGACCUUGAGCAACAUUGUGAACAUUGUGCUUCUGUUAUUUGUGUGCUCAAUUGUACUUCGGCAGGUAUAUAAAAUAUUACAAUGCAUCAGAUGUUUUUUUCACUUUUUUUGAAUGGGAUCGACUUUCAAAAUUGCAGAUGUGGACUUGUUUUCGAAAUAAAAAAUCCCACCGCAAAAAACAAUGUCCAUUGAAGUGGCAAAAAGCACAAAUUCAUCAAAAUGGGGAUUAUUUUUGGUCUCAGUGACAGGAGGUUUGGCAACAGUUUUAAGUGUAAUUUGCAUUCCGUUUGUGAGUCCAGCGUUGAGAAAAGUGUGCCUGCCUUAUGUGCCAGCGACAACGAAGCAAGUGGAGAAUAUUUUCAAAGCCCUGUCAGGACGUAGAGGAACACUCAUUGAUCUUGGCAGUGGAGAUGGUAGAAUAGUUGUUGCAGCAGCAAAAUCAGGUUUCAAAGCCUAUGGUAUUGAAUUAAAUCCAUGUCUAAUUGCUUAUUCAAAAGUGCUGGCCCUCACUCAGGGUCUACGGUCAAAUGCAUCAUUUUUUCGAGGCGAUUUAUUCAAAUGUAACUUGGCCAGUUAUAAUAAUGUCGUAAUAUUUGGAGUUUCACAAAUGAUGGCCGAAAUAGAAGAGAAAUUUAAUAAUGAACUAAAUAAAAAUAGUGUCGUUGUUGCUUGUCGUUUUCCAUUGCCAAAUUCAGUGCCAGUGUUGACAGUCGGCGAAGGAAUCGAUACAGUUUGGGUUUAUAAAGUACCACUUAAAAGUAUAGAAUCGUAACAUCUCUAGAAAAUUAUAAGGAAUUUAACUAUAAAUAUUCUGAACAUUUGUACAUAAAUUCUUAAUUUAAGAAUUCGUAAAUAAUGAAAAAAGAUUAAUAAAAUUGAGAAAAUUGA